Molecule: messenger RNA, 1767 nt
Organism: Brugia malayi
Lineage: Eukaryota; Metazoa; Nematoda; Chromadorea; Rhabditida; Onchocercidae
Gene: Bma-nhr-88
Product: nuclear hormone receptor family member nhr-31, putative
Exons: 10
Coding region: 1-1767 (588 amino acids)
Biological process (GO): regulation of DNA-templated transcription
Molecular function (GO): sequence-specific DNA binding; zinc ion binding; DNA-binding transcription factor activity
Source: RefSeq, a predicted model, not a curated record
AUGAUGCAGUCUAUUUACAAAGCAAAUAAGAAAAUUUUAAGGUCUUUUUAUUACCAAAAGGUUCUAAUUGUUGUUAUCAGUGAUUACAGGGCAAUGGACCUGGGAGAGGGAAUGUGUAUGGUAUGUGGUGAUCGUUCGGCUGGUAAACAUUAUGGCGUGAUGGCAUGUUACGGUUGCAAGGGUUUCUUUCGACGAACCAUCCGUUCCGGACAAUCAUACACUUGUCGUUUUAUGCAGAAAUGCUCUAUUGAUAAAGAUCAACGUAAUGCCUGUCGAUUUUGCCGUUUUCAACGAUGUCUAGAAGUGGGCAUGGAACCUGAUGCAAUUCGCCCUGACCGUGACAUCAUCGGAAAACAGAAAAACCCACGGCGAAAAAAGCUGAGACGUGAAGAUAGUUUAUUACCAUCACCAGGGGCUGACUCACAUUGUUCACAACAAGAAGAUGCCUUACUUACCUACCUCCUCGACACCGAACUGCAAGCAAUGAGCUCGAUUAAACGGCUUUCGGUGGCAACACCGAUUGGAAUUGCGAGGGUUAAAGUUGAUCCAGAUUUGGAACUGAGUGGAAUUUUUCAGAAUAGAUAUGUUUUGGAUAGCGAUCGCUUCGAUAUAUGUUAUGAAGCAGGACGUACGGCGACAGUCGAACAAUUAUCUCAAGCAGUACGACGGUAUAUCGGUGCAGCGGUUGAUUGGAUUGACGCGCUGUUCUCACUCGUCAAUCUAAGUGAAUGCAAUGAAAAAGUUUUUGUGUUGAAAAGUUCAUUUGCCGCAUUUUGUGCAUUCACACAAGCUGCACGAACGGCACAAACGACAUCCGAUCCAGAUUUGUUGUGCUUGUGCAAUAGAACUGUAAUUCCGCGACAAACACCUAGACAUCUGCUUGAGAAUAACUUUUUGUCGAACAAUAUGGCUGCUCGAAUACUGGAUGAAUUGACACAACCCAUACGGAAGUUGCUACUUAAUGAAGCUGAAAUUGUCUCACUAACAGCGCUUGUUCUGUUGGAUGCCGAUGCACCAGGUUUAAGCUUGGAAACAUCGCAAACCUUAGGAGCACUACGAGAUCGCGUUCAGCAUGUAUUAUUCCAAAUGAUUCGCGAUCGUGUAAGUUCUGCGGAACAACCAAUUUCUGCUGCUAUAUCGCGUUUUGGCAAUAUACUCUUGUUACUGCCACCAUUAGCGAAAAUUUCUUCGAUUUUGUGCGAGAAUGUGCAGUUUGCUCGAAUGUUUGGUUGUCAGACGAUAGAUCCGUUGUUGAUCGAAAUAUUCGUGGAUUCACCUGGCGAAAUAAUUCCAUCACCAACAGCUAGAGAGCGUGCCGAUGUUUCUACACAAACUUUUUUGCAAGCUUCGCCACAACAGCAGACGACAUCAGCAGAUGUAGAUGACUUAAGUUCGGUUCAUCUAACACCGCCUCCGACUGCUAAUUUAUCAACGUUAUCACCUUUAUCAAUACCCAAUCCUGGGUCGGUGAUGCAUGGUCGUGUGCAACAACAGCAAGUAAUGUCUGGUAGCGGAACGUCAUCAUCACCUCAUCAACCUCAGCCGCAACGUGUUACUCCAAUCAUUGUACCGCCUGGACCCAAUACCUCAUACAAUUUUUAUUUCCCAUACUCAGGGCAAUUCUCAGUUUCAGGCACCUAUCCAAACCAUGCCCAACAGCCACCGUCUGCUUCGGCUACUGGCACCUAUGUUUCACAAGCAGGAAUAUUUGAUUCUGGUCAUUCUGCUAAUUCUGCUGAUGUCACUAAUACUUUCCGUUAUCUUUAA